AAUUUAAACCAACUCUCACCCUAUUGUAAUAACAAUGCACUUGCGCGCAUUGGUCACCCGGUCAGGGCCACUUCCUAAAUCUCCAUGAGAAAAAAAAAGUCCCCCCCGUGAAAGCGUCCCGGAGGGGGAACACAGCAGGUUUAUGGUAAUAAGCUUGAGGAGGAGGAGGAGGAGGAGAGCCACGGAGCCAUUUUGUACUCAUUUUAAACUCAGUGUGGGUUAACGCAGCCGCUGCGCGCCGUGGAUACACUGAUACUAUGGAUAACGAGCGUCUUUUUCCGCGUUAAAACUUCACAAUGAGGGAUAAAAGUAAGACGCGGUGUUGGGAGAGGGAGAGUUAAUGCUUUUGCGGAGGAGUUUCGGUGAAGGUGAAUGGGAUUUGGAAGGUUUAAAAGCAUGGAGUUACCGAUGUAUUGGAUUUGGGUUUGUGUCUUGUUCAACGUGCCGCUUAUUGUGGGAUGUUUGGAGCUACACCUUUCGGAGACUUUACAGCCCGGGACGCAUUUGGCAAACCUGUCGCUUGGCCCAGGGAGGACUUAUAAACUUGACAGGACUUUAUCCCCUAAAUUUAUUCAGAACUUUUUCCAAGUUGGGAGGCACGACGGAGUUAUCCGUCUGUCCCAGAGAGUGAAGUGUGCGCACACACUGAGGAACCCUGCGCCUGUUUAUUUCCGAACAGGUUCCUUGACAUCUGGAGAUGUUAUUCUCACACGUUUUAAUGUGUUCGUUCAUGGCCAGGACUGUUUUAUCAAAUACAAGAGAAAGAAAGCGUCAGGUAAGCCAGACAUUGACAUUAAACACCUUUCAAAUCUGGAAGCAACUUCCUGCUUAUCCGCAGGUAAAUUGCUUUUGAAUGUAACAGAGCUUUUGCCUGCCUUUACGCGGAACAUCGCCCUUUUGGACUCUGUGUGUGUUGGAAAAGGCUUAGUUGCGGUGUUCAAUCAUGGGAAUUUGUUCCUGGUCAAUGACUUAUGUCUUGAGCACAGAGGACAGCCCGAGGUGAAUUUGCACUGCCCGUUGCACAGCUCUCCAGGCGGUCGGCUCUCUGUGCAGCUGAGUUUGACGCUUGCAAAAGUGCCUGAACAACAUGGAUCCUUAUCAGAAACCGUCCAGAGAAAGUCGGGCAAAUUGAUCCGAAGAGGGAAGCGACAAGUAAACACGUCUCCCCAGUUCCAGCUCCCCAACUAUCAGGUGUCCGUGCCCGAAAAUGAGCCUGCGGGUACGCGGGUUAUCACCCUGAAAGCCACUGACCCGGAUGAUGGAGAGGCAGGGAGGCUGGAGUACGGCAUGGAAGCCUUAUUUGACAGCAGGUCCAAUGACUUUUUUACCAUCGAUUCUCAGACAGGGAGCAUAACAACCGUCCAGGCACUAGACAGAGAAGUCAAAGACACCCAUGUUUUUAAAGUCACUGUGACUGACAAUGGCACCCCCAAAAGGUCAGCCACUUCUUACCUCACUGUCACUGUGAGUGACACUAAUGACCAUGGCCCGGUGUUUGAGCAAACUGAAUACCGUGUUAGUAUCCGGGAGAAUGUAGAGGUGGGCUUUGAAGUGAUGACAAUCCGGGCCACUGAUGGAGAUGCUCCCUCCAACGCCAACAUGAUUUAUAAAAUUGUGAAUGGCGAAGGAGUUAACUCUGUAUUUGAAAUCGACCCACGGAAUGGUCUGGUGAGGAUCAGAGAGCGGCCCGACAGGGAGACCCGGGCCCAAUACCAGCUGAUUGUUGAAGCCAAUGACCAGGGCAAAGACCCAGGUCCCCGCAGUGCCACUGCCACUGUCCACAUCUCUGUGGAGGAUGAGAAUGACAACUACCCACAGUUUAGUGAAAAGAGGUAUGUUGUACAGGUCCCAGAAAAUGUGGCAGUCAACACAAAAGUCAUCCAGGUGGAGGCCACAGACAAAGAUGAGGGGAACAAUGCCAAAGUUCACUACAGCAUCAUCAGCGGUAAUGUUAAAGGACAGUUUUACAUUCACUCCCCCACUGGUGUGAUUGAUGUCAUCAAUCCCCUGGACUAUGAGAUGAUUCGGGAGUAUAAUCUGAGAAUUAAAGCUCAGGACGGUGGCAGACCUCCGCUGAUUAAUGGCACAGGUAUGGUGGUGGUGCAAGUGGUGGACGUGAAUGACAAUGCUCCCAUGUUUGUCAGUACACCUUUCCAGGCUACUGUGUUGGAAAAUGUGGCCAUCGGUUACUCCGUGAUCCACAUUCAAGCAAUUGAUGGUGAUUCAGGAGAAAAUGCCCGUCUGGAAUACCGGCUAACUGAUACCACCCCUGGUUUUCCGUUCACCAUCAACAACAGCACAGGCUGGAUUACAGUAAGUGAAGAGCUUGACAGAGAGACCACUGAGUUCUACACCUUUGGCGUGGAGGCGAGGGAUAAUGGGAUACCCGUGAUGUCAUCCUCAGCCAGCGUCAGCAUCACGGUGCUCGAUGUGAAUGACAACGUACCCACAUUUACAGAGAAAAUCUACUCGUUGAAGAUCAAUGAAGAUGCUGUGGUGGGAACCAGUGUGCUGACAGUGACGGCCGUGGAUAGGGAUGUGAACAGUGUGGUGACUUAUCAGAUCUCCAGUGGCAACACCAGGAACCGCUUUGCCAUCACUAGCCAGAGCGGCGGUGGGCUCAUCACUUUAGCCCUCCCCUUAGACUACAAGCAAGAACGCCAAUAUGUCUUGACAGUUACUGCCAGUGAUGGAACGCGUUACGACACUGCUCAGGUGUUCAUCAAUGUGACAGACGCCAACACACAUAGGCCGGUCUUCCAAAGUGCCAACUACCAGGUGAUGCUCAGUGAAGAACGACCUGUGGGCUCCACUGUGGUGGUGAUCAGUGCGACGGAUGAGGACACAGGGGAAAACGCUCGCAUAACAUACGUUAUGGAGGACAAUGUUCCUCAGUUUAAAAUUGACCCAGAUACUGGUGCCAUCACAACACAAAUGGAGAUUGACUAUGAAGACCAGGCGUCCUACACAUUAGCCAUUAUUGCUAGAGACAACGGCAUCCCUCAGAAAUCUGAUACCACCUAUGUAGAGAUUAUCAUCCUUGAUGCUAAUGAUAAUGCUCCCCAGUUCCUCAGGGAUAUGUACCAGGGGACUGUAUUUGAAGAUGCACCUGUCUACACCAGCGUUCUCCAGAUCUCUGCUUCAGACAGAGAUUCUGGCUCAAAUGGCAGGUUGAGCUAUACAUUUCAGGGUGGUGAUGAUGGGGAGGGGGAUUUCUUCAUAGAGCCUUACUCUGGUAUCAUCAGAACUGCUCGCAAACUGGACCGGGAGAAUGUUCCUGUUUACAACCUGAGGGCCUUUGCUGUGGAUAGGGGGGUUCCUCCUCUAAAAGCAGCUGUUCCCAUUCAUAUUGUAGUUCAAGACAUAAAUGACAAUGCUCCAGUGUUUGAGAAGGACGAGCUUUUCAUUGAUGUGGAGGAGAACAGCCCAGUGGGGUCCGUCGUGGCCCGAAUCACUGCCACAGACCCUGAUGAGGGCACUAAUGCUCAGAUUAUGUACCAGAUCGUAGAAGGGAAUAUCCCAGAAGUUUUCCAGCUGGAUAUUUUCAAUGGCGACCUCACUGCACUUACAGACCUGGAUUAUGAGACCAAAACAGAGUAUGUCAUAGUGGUCCAGGCCACCUCAGCACCACUAGUGAGCCGGGCCACUGUGCACAUCCGUCUGGUAGACAUGAACGACAAUGAGCCAGUGCUGCAGAACUUUGAGAUAAUUUUCAACAACUAUGUCACCAACAAGUCCAACAGUUUUCCAUCAGGAAUAAUUGGGAAGGUACCAGCUCAUGACCCUGACGUGUCGGAUAAGCUACGGUUCAAGUUUGAAUCUGGAAAUGAGCUCAGACUGCUGCUGUUGAAUGAGGACACUGGGGAUCUGAGGUUGAGCAGGGACCUGGACAAUGACAGGCCCCUGGAAGCACCAAUGACCAUUUCCGUCUCAGAUGGUAUCCAUCGCAUUGUGGCGCUGUGCACACUGCGUGUCACCAUCAUCACCGAUGACAUGCUGACCAACAGCAUCACGGUGCGCUUGGAGAACAUGUCCCAGGAGCGCUUCCUCUCUCCCCUGCUCAGCCUCUUCUUGGAAGGCGUUGCCGCUGUGCUCUCCACCAAGCGGGAAGCGGUGUUCGUGUUCAACAUCCAAAACGACACAGACGUGCAAGGCUCCAUCCUAAACGUAACCUUUUCAGCAAUGCAGCCCGGUGGCGCCCCGGGCAAAGGGACGUUCUUUCCAUCUGAGGAGCUGCAGGAGCAGAUCUACCUCAACAGGACUCUGCUCAGGCUGAUAUCAUCUCAGGAGGUUUUGCCGUUUGACGACAACAUCUGUCUGCGGGAGCCCUGUGAGAACUACAUGAAGUGUGUGUCAGUGCUGAAGUUCGACAGCUCCCCUCCCUUCAUCGCCUCUGAAACGGUUCUGUUUCGGCCCAUCCACCCCAUCAACGGGCUGCGUUGCCGCUGUCCGGUCGGUUUCACUGGAGACUACUGCGAGACAGAGAUUGAUCUCUGUUACUCGGGACCAUGCAAGAACAACGGGAGGUGCCGCAGCCGAGAGGGAGGGUACACCUGCGAGUGCCUGGAAGACUUCACUGGCGAUCACUGUGAGCUGAAUGCAUCAUCAGGCCGGUGUGUACCUGGUGUGUGUAAGAAUGGCGGCGAGUGUGUCAACAGGCUCGCUGGCGGUUUCAUGUGCCAGUGUCCACCAGGGGAGUACGAGAAGCCCUACUGUGAGAUGACCACCCGCAGCUUCCCUGGACAGUCCUUCAUCACCUUCAGAGGCCUGCGGCAAAGGUUCCACUUCACUGUCUCCUUCACGUUUGCUACCAGAGAAAGGAACGCUCUGCUUCUCUACAACGGCAGAUUCAACGAGAAACACGACUUCAUCGCUCUGGAGAUCAUAGACGAGCAGAUUCAACUCACCUUUUCUGGAGGUGAGACGAAGACCACUGUGUCUCCCUUCCUCCCAGGUGGGGUCAGUGACGGCCAGUGGCACUCUGUCCAGCUCCAUUACUACAACAAGGACGGGGGGAGUCUGGUGGACUCCAGUGGGGCUCUGCGGCUCCCGCUCUAUACUGCCUGGCUGGAGCUCAAUCAGAAAGAGCCUAACAUUGGGCGCCUUGGUACCCCCCAUGGACCCUCUGGAGAAAAGGUGGCUGUGGUUGCCGUGGACGAUUGUGACAUCUCCAUGGCGAUCCGUUUUGGGAAGCAGAUCGGCAACUACUCCUGCGCCGCUCAGGGCACCCAGACCGGACAGAAAAAGUCACUAGAUUUGACAGGACCACUGUUGCUUGGCGGUGUUCCCAACCUGCCCGAGGAUUUCCCCGUCAGGAACAGAGACUUUGUGGGCUGCAUGAGAAACCUGAGCAUCGACAGCAGACCCAUCGACAUGGCCAGUUACAUCGCCAACAACGGCACCACAGCAGGUUGUCCAGCAAAGAAAAACUUUUGCAGCAACGACGUGUGUCAGAACGGAGGAGUGUGUGUCAGCAAGUGGAACACCUACAGCUGCGACUGCCCAACUGGUUACGGUGGAAAGAACUGUGAACAAGUAAUGCCGUCUCCUCAGUUCUUUGAUGGGCAGGCGUUGGUUUCCUGGAGCGAGCCGGAUGUCACCGUUGGUGUUCCCUGGUACAUGGGCCUCAUGUUCCGCACCCGGCAGCCUGCUGGCACCCUGAUGCAGGCCAAUGCCGGUCCCUCUUCCACCAUCAACCUCAUGGUGAGUGAGCAACAGGUCCGUAUGGAGGUAUUGCUGAGACAGCAGCUGGUGGCGUCGCUGGGCUUCCCCCAAGUUCGGGUCAAUGACGGGGAGUGGCACCACCUGCUGGUAGAACUGAGAAGCGUUAAAGACGGCAAAGACAUCAAAUACAUGGCCGCUGUAUCCCUGGACUAUGGCAUGUACAAGAAGUCAGUAGAGAUCGGUAACGACCUCCCGGGUUUGAAGCUGCAAACUUUCCAUGUAGGAGGUUUGCCUGGCAAGGGCAACCAUGUCAACAAAGGAUUUGUUGGCUGCAUACAGGGUGUGCGUAUGGGCGAGACAUCCACCAACGUGGCCAAUGUGAACAUGGCUCAGGGCCUGAAGAUCCGCGUGGAGGAGGGCUGCGACCUGGCCGACCCCUGCGACUCCAACAUCUGCCCUGAGAACAGCCACUGCAGCGACGACUGGAGCACUCACACUUGUGUCUGUGACCCAGGUUAUUUUGGUAAGGAGUGUGUGGACGCUUGUCAGCUCAACCCUUGUGAACACGUUUCCACCUGCGUUCGCAAACCAAGUUCCUCCCAUGGCUACACCUGUGAAUGCGGACAGAACUACUAUGGCCAGUACUGUGAAAACAAAGUUGAGAAGCCGUGUCCUCAGGGUUGGUGGGGCACUCCCAUGUGUGGACCCUGCAACUGUGACACUGGUAGAGGAUUUCAUAAAGACUGCAACAAGACCACUGGAGAGUGCCGCUGCAAGGAAAACCAUUACCGUCCAGAAGGAGAGGACACUUGCUACCCUUGUGAGUGCUUCUCUACUGGCUCUGAGUCUCGAACUUGCGACCCCAUCACCGGGCAGUGCCCCUGCAAGGGAGGAGUCAUAGGUCGUCAGUGUAACCGCUGUGACAACCCCUUCGCUGAAGUUACUGCCAGUGGAUGUGAAGUGGUGUAUGAGGGCUGCCCCAAAGCGUUUGAUGCAGGCAUUUGGUGGCCCAAGACCAAAUUUGGACGCCCCGCUGCCACAAACUGUCCCAAAGGAUCCAUCGGUACUGCCAUCCGUCACUGUAGUGAUGAAAAAGGCUGGUUGUUGCCUGAGCUCUUUAACUGCACCACCGUCACCUUCACCCAUCUGAAGAAACUGAACGAGGACCUGCGCCGCAACGGUUCAAGGAUGGACAGUGAGCGAUCCAAGACCAUCGUGCGUAUGCUUCACAGUGCCACCAACAACACUCCGCAUUACUUUGGCAACGACGUGAAGACGGCCGCCCAGCUUCUUAAUCACGUGCUGCAGUACGAGAGCCGGCAGGCGGGAUUCGACCUCACCGCCAUGAGGGAUGCAGAGUUCAAUGAGAACUUGGUACGAGCGGGCAGCGCCAUUCUGGAUCCUGACACUAAGGAGCACUGGGAGCAGAUCCAGAGGACAGAGGGCGGCACGGCGCACCUGCUCCGCAAUUUCGAGGACUAUGCCAACACGCUGGCACAAAACGUCAGGAAAACCUAUCUGAAACCCUUCACCAUCGUCACAGAUAACAUGAUUUUAACCGUGGACUACCUGGAUGUGUUGGACCCAGAGAGGGCGACGCUUCCUCGGUUCCAGGACAUCCAAGAGGACUAUCCCAAAGAGCUUGGUUCCUCCGUCCACUUCCCCCAGUUCAACUUCCGCACUCAGGGCCACAGAGAGCCCACUCCCGCUCCUGCAGCUCAGACGGAUCCACCCCUUGAGGAGGAGCACACAGUGUCUGAUAGGAGACGCCGCCACCUCGAGCCAGCUGUCCCUCUGCCAGUCGCCGUGGUGAUAGUGUACAAAUCACUGGGGAAGCUACUCCCAGAGAGAUACGACCCUGACCGCAGAAGUCUGAGGCUCCCCAACCGUCCGGUGAUCAACACAGCCAUAGUGAGCGCCACGGUGCACAGCGAGGGUCCGCCUCUCCCUCACAUCCUCGACCCUCCAAUCACUGUGGAGUACACCCUGCUGGAAACGGAGGAGAGGACCAAGCCUGUCUGCGUCUUCUGGAACCACUCCAUUGCGAUCGGAGGGACAGGCGGCUGGUCCUCAAAAGGCUGCGAGGUGCUCAACAGGAACAACAGCCACAUAAGCUGUCAGUGUAACCACAUGACCAGUUAUGCCGUGCUCAUGGAUAUCUCCAAGAGAGAGCACGGUGACGUCCUGCCCCUGAAGAUCGUCACCUACACCACCGUGUCUGUCUCCUUGUUCCUCCUCCUCCUCACCUUCAUCCUGUUAUGCCUCUUGCGCCGGCUCCGCUCCAACCUCCACGCGAUCCACAGGAACCUGGUAGCGGCGUUGUUCUUCUCUGAACUCGUCUUCCUGCUCGGCAUCAAUCAGACUGAUAACCCGUUUGUAUGCACGGUGAUAGCCAUCCUCCUCCACUACUUCUACAUGUGCACCUUUGCCUGGAUGUUCGUGGAGGGGCUGCACAUCUACCGCAUGCUGACUGAGCUGCGCAACAUCAACCACGGCCACAUGAGGUUCUACUACGCCAUGGGCUGGGGCAUACCGGCUAUUAUCACUGGCUUAGCGGUGGGCCUUGAUCCUCAGGGUUAUGGGAACCCUGAUUUCUGUUGGCUGUCCGUCCACGACACACUCAUCUGGAGCUUCGCAGGACCCAUCUUUGUAGUUGUUCUGGUGAACAUAGUGAUCUUUAUAUUGGCUGCGAAGGCUUCCUGUGGUCGCAGGCAGAAGGCUGUUGAGAAGUCCGGAGCUAUUCCCGCACUACGCAUGGCCUUCCUCCUCUUGCUACUCAUCAGCGCCACCUGGUUACUCGGUCUGAUGGCGGUCAACAGCAACGUAAUGACCUUCCACUACCUGUUUGCUGUCUUCAGCUGUUUGCAGGGAGUCUUCAUCUUCUUCUUCCAUGUGGUCUUCAACAAAGAGGUGCGUAAAAACCUCAAGAACGUCUUCACAGGAAAGAAGAGCGUACCAGAUGAGUCCAGCACCACAAGGGCCUCUUUGCUUACACGCUCCCUCAACUGUAACAACACGUACACAGAAGACGGCCCUCUAUACCGCUCAGGCAUCGGCGAGUCCACCGUCUCCCUGGACAGCACGCUCAGGUCAGCCAAGAGCCGCAGCAGCUACCUGGCUUACACACUCAGGGAGGAGUCGGGUCAGAAGCCCAGUGUCUCUUCAGGAACAGCUAAAGGACACACUGAUCUUGACGGGCCUCUGUUUCAUAGAAACGGCACCAAGGGAGACGACUCUGAUUCAGACAGUGAGCUGUCAGUGGAUGAACACAGCUCCUCCUACGCCUCUUCCCACUCCUCUGACAGCGAGGACGAUGACAUUGAUGUCAAGCCAAAGUGGAAUAACGAGAGGCAGCCCAUUCACAGCACACCUAAAGUGGAUUCAGUGUCCAAUCAUGUGAAGCCUUACUGGCCAACGGAGGCCACCACAGCCAGUGACAGCGAGGAUCCCGGCGGGGCGGAGAGGCUGAGGGUGGAGACCAAGGUGAACGUAGAGCUGCACCCAGAGAAUAAGCUCAACCAUAUUGGUGAAAGAGACAGGGAUUCACCUCUGGAGAGAGACAAACAAACACCCAGUAAUGCUAAAGACGCAACACCCUCUGGUCAACCCAACAGCAACACCAACAGCAACCACCAGCCAGAGCAGAGAAAAGGUAUCCUAAAGAACAAGAUCAGCUACCCGCCCCCGCUAACCGACAAGAACAUGAAGAACCGUCUGAGGGAGAAGCUGAGCGACUACAACCCCCCCACCAUCACCUCCCCUCCCCCCAACAACAACAACACCGCCACCUCCCCGCCUCCCUCCUCCGUCAACAUCAUGACCCCUUCGUCCCGGCCGCCUUCGCUGGCCUCCAACGAUGGAGGUCGUCCCGGGAACCAUGACAGCAGCUCCCUCAUCAAGCCGCCCAUUGCCCCGCGGCCGCAGAUUCCUGCCGGACCACCGCCAGCAGGCAUCUACCGGGAGACCAAUGGAGGAGUGGCGAUGCACUUGAAGUCAGGCACGGUCAACGGAGGCAACGAGUCUGACUCAGAUGGCAGUAACGAGACUUCGAUCUGACCUGUUAGGAAAACUCAAACCAGCCUGCCCUUGUGAGAGGAGGAGCGAAGAACCCGCUGGGGGAGGAGAGGAGAAAAUGAGAGCCAAGAGGAGGGGAAUAAGAUGAAAGAAAAGUGAAGAUGGAGGGGGUGCUUAAGAUUAGGUGAUGGGGAGAAAAGAGUGUUCUCCGCGCCUGAUCUGUCCAUCCAUCCCUCCUGUGUUGUUCCCUCUCUCUGGAGAGCAGUAUUAAUCGCAGACUUUUAAGAUGAGAAAAAGAAAAUGAGCAAAGAAAAAUGAAAAGAUGUGAGAAAUGAUAAAGGGAAUGCUGUGUUGGACUGUAGCAAGAGAAGAUGAAAUGGAGCCAUGUGUGCCAAAACCACUAAAGGAAACGGAGUACGGAGGGUCAGAGGAUGAACAAUUCUCCCAGAAUGCAUUGUGAGCCCCCAAAAUGAUGUUCCUCUAUGGUGGGGUCUGUGAGGGUCAUUAUGUUACUUCCCCUAUCGAGGGGUAACAAAAGCUUGACUAAUAAUUUCAGACAGUUUCUUUCUCGCGGAGGAAGGCAGACAUAUAAUCACUGUGCAUGAACCCAUACAUGCUGGUACAGUCUCAUUUGUAGUCCAAAAGGAUUUCAAGGACUACAAGUCCCUCAAAGCAUUGACAAGUCUGUGGAAGGCAAAAAUCCACAAACCUGUUCUCACUGACUUUGGGACACAUCGUCGAUACUGGACGGCGCUAUCACACACCAAGUGCUCUUUUCUAUUUUUCUUUUUUCUUUAACUCAGAGAAAGGCUCUCACAGCCUCUCAAUGCAGUGCAUUUAGAGUGUAAUUAAUGUGUAGAUAUUGUUAAAGGUGAAGAAGAAAUGAUCUAUUUUGUAUUUCAGCUGUAGCGAGGACAAGUUUCUAAACUAAAAAAUCAUUUGCCCGUGUUAAGUUGGGAGCGCUUUCCAAUUGUGAAAAUCCCUUGACAUGCUGGUUUAAUCGACUGAGAACAAUUCUGUGAGCUAACGUGUGCCUUCAUCCUGGAUCGAGGCCUUACAAACACACACAAACGCGCGCACACAAAUACCAACACUGCUGCAUUGUCCCGAGCGCAUGCACACAGUGGGCCGAAAUGAACAUUAAUUAUGUGAAAUGGAGAGGAAUUCCCCCUCUGUUGAACUCAACUCAGUCUGUUAGAGCACUAUGAACCUGAAGCCUUCUUUUCCAGUGUCCAACCUGCCUGUUUGUCCAGUGCAACACGUGGUUACCAAAGUCAUGAAAUAAAUGUGCAGAUUAGGGUUGGAGUCAAUUCACUUUUAACUUAGUUUUAGUCCAAAAUAGUUUGAGAAAAAACCUCUUUGGUAGCAUAAUGCAUGCUUUUCAAAUAUUCACUGAUGGGUUUCAUAUUUUAUCAUUUUUUUAAUCCAAACUUUGUAUAGAUUAACCCUUUAGUAUGAGUAAAAAGUCUCCAUUGCUGAAUUUCUGAAUCAUCUGAGUUCAAAGUGAAAAUGAUGCCAACUCUAAUGCAUUUUGCAGCUACUAUAAGGCAACUUAAAGUCACGUUUACCAGUCACUGAAUGCCGUUGUACCAUACAUACUCUACAUCCCCAGUGUUUUUGCCUUCAUGUAAUCAAUGCUGUUGAUAAAUGUCCUUGUUUUUUUAUGAUCUGAGACACUGGAAAUGUUUUGUAACAUAAUGUAUAUUUAUUUUUUAUGGUUUUCAGACACUGGAAAGAAAAGAUGAUUGUGACUGUAAAAUUAAAGAUGACAUGAUGAAUUUUUAA
Molecule: messenger RNA, 11463 nt
Organism: Thunnus maccoyii (southern bluefin tuna)
Lineage: Eukaryota; Metazoa; Chordata; Actinopteri; Scombriformes; Scombridae
Gene: celsr1a
Product: cadherin EGF LAG seven-pass G-type receptor 1a
Exons: 37
Coding region: 373-9720 (3115 amino acids)
Biological process (GO): cell surface receptor signaling pathway; homophilic cell-cell adhesion; G protein-coupled receptor signaling pathway
Cellular component (GO): plasma membrane
Molecular function (GO): calcium ion binding; G protein-coupled receptor activity
Source: RefSeq, a predicted model, not a curated record